Penicillium daleae is the source of this 1215-nucleotide messenger RNA. Its product is annotated as FAD-dependent oxidoreductase. Bases 1 to 1215 code for a protein of 404 amino acids. Gene Ontology annotation, molecular function: FAD binding. The record is from RefSeq and is a predicted model, not a curated record. The transcript has 5 exons. NCBI's taxonomy places the organism in Eukaryota, Fungi, Ascomycota, Eurotiomycetes, Eurotiales, Aspergillaceae.
AUGUCUGACGCCCCAGUCCUGAUCGUCGGUGCUGGCAUCAGCGGCCUCGUUUUGGCUCAGUAUCUCCAGAGUCAAGGAAUACAGUUUGAGAUCUUCGAUCGCGACUCCGCUCUGGAUGCUCGCACGGGUGGAUGGGGUCUGACUCUGCAUUGGGCAUUGCCUGCUCUGCGCGCACUGCUCCCGCAAAAUCUGGUGGAGCGUUUCCCGGAUACCUUUGUGAACAAAGAGGCCUCUGCGCGCGGGGACGUGGGGAGCUUCCAAUUUUUCAACCUUAAGUCUGGAGAGGCACUGUAUAGUGUACCUGCCGAAGAGCGUAUUCGGGUGAAUCGCGGUCGGCUGCGAGAGCUUCUUACUUCUGGAAUUGACGUCCAGUGGAAUAAGACAUUGCAGAGCAUUGAGUCCUCUGAGGACAGUAUCACGGCUCAUUUUGAGGAUGGCUCAUCCUGUACUGGCCGGCUCUUGGUCGCUUCUGACGGCGCUCGAUCGCGUGCCCGUCAGAUCUUGUAUCCAGAUGGGUGUCAGAUGAACUCACUGCCCGUGCAGCUUCUUGGAGCGUCAACAUUGUACACGACCGAGGAAAUGGGCGGAGUUCAGUCCAUCGACCCGUACAUCUUCCAGGGGUCACAUCCUGAUACGAAUGUGUUUCUCUUCUUUAGUUUCCUCGACACCCCGAACAACUUUGACGAAAGCAGCAAGGACCGGUACCAUGUUCAGAUUAUUGUGUCGUGGGCUGAUGAGAAAGACAUCGCCGUGCCCAAGGAGAAUGCCGAUCGUAUUGCCCUCAUGAAGAGACUUACCGACAACUGGGCUGAGCCAUUCCGCUCUUUGAUCCAGAAACUUCCAGAGGAUACGGAAGCACGCUCUAUUCGUAUUGAAGACUGGAUGUUUAGUCCCAACCAUACUCAUAACCACCCUCGUGCAGUACUGAUGGGUGAUUCAGCUCAUACUAUGACCAUGUUCAGAGGCGAGGGAGCCAACAACGCCAUCGUCGACGUCCAAGAUUUGAUCAACAAUGUGGACAUGAAGAACCCCGCUUCUUUCAACUCUGACACAUUAUCAAAGUUACUUGAUGCUUACCAGCAUGAUAUCUUUGCCCGGGUUGAGCCCAGCUUCCUUAAUUCUCGCCAGGCCUGCUUGGAUGCUCAUGACUUCUCAAAGAUACUGGCUGGUAGCCCGCUUGUUGCACCAAGAUUGCUGAAAAGGGAGACUGAAUGA